Messenger RNA from Arabidopsis lyrata subsp. lyrata, 2018 nucleotides. RefSeq names its product probable E3 ubiquitin protein ligase DRIPH. NCBI's taxonomy places the organism in Eukaryota, Viridiplantae, Streptophyta, Magnoliopsida, Brassicales, Brassicaceae. The coding region runs from base 313 to 1845 and encodes 510 amino acids. The transcript has 7 exons. The record is from RefSeq and is a predicted model, not a curated record. Gene Ontology annotation, molecular function: ubiquitin-protein transferase activity; metal ion binding.
AGCUAAUGCAUAACUCAAAUAAUCAUUGGCAAAAGAAUUAUAAUAUAUUUUUUGGUGAGCCACUGAAAUCUUAAACUUUUCACUUUGAGCCUCUAAUUAUACCAAAGUUUCAAAACAAACCCUUUCGAAAAAUACUUAAAAGCAAUUCACUUCCAAAUCAAAACCUUUUCUUACACAAUUUUUUUUCUCUGAGAGAGACAGAGAGAGCGAAACUUAAGAGCUGUGAGAGACCAAAACCUCCCAUUCGAUUCUCUCUGAGAAAACACCAAUAAAGCUAGACACUUUUUUUUUGUGGGUUUGUGUUAUUCGUACAUGCACCAUGCUGCGUUACGUGAACGAAGCUAUAUAAUCAAUAAAAUCUUAUCGAUUUGUUGUGUUUUGGAAUCGGAGAGAAAGAUGCUAACAAAGGUGGAGACGAAAGUGGUUGAGCCAAAAUUUGCUUGUCCGCUCUGCAACAAUCGGUUUAAGGAUGCCACCACAAUCUCCGAGUGUCUUCACACAUUUUGCAGGAGCUGCAUUCGUAACAAGUUCAUAAAUGAGAGAGUGAAAGCUUGUCCAGUCUGCAACGUUAACCUCGGUGUUUUUCCUCUACAUAAACUUCGGUCGGAUUACAGUUGGCAAAGUUUGAAGCUGAAAGUCGACCGGGCAAAGACGGAAAGGGUUAAGGCAGCCUCUGUGAAAUCUUCGAAAAAGAAGGGAAAAUCUCUAACUUCACCAGUGGUCUCUUCAUCUAGAGUAUCAUCCUCACCUGAUACUCCAUUGAAACCACCCAUUGUGGUUGUGGAGCCACCCAUUGUGGUUGUGGAGGAGAAGCAUAGGGAGACCGUACAAGCUCUUCAAAGCUCUCGUAAACCGAUAAUCACAUUCAAGAAACGUGGAAGAAAAUCUUCACUCCCCAAGAAGUUUGAUUCGAAACCGGAACCCGAACUGCCUCCUAAGGAGCCUGAAAUUAAGAAUUUCUUUGAUCUGAACAACGAACCUGAAGACAAUGGAUUGGAUGAAGCUGAAGGAUCGACAUGUCAAGAAUUCAUACCAAAGGAGAACGAUCUUUGUAAGUCCUUGGAUGCUAAGGAAGUAGCGCCACUAAACAUCAACGAUACUCCUCCUGUUAUCGUUGAGCCAGUGUUAAGUUCGGAUGGCGAUACAGAGGAAUCUGUUGAACCUAUUCACAACAAGUGUGUCGUGAAUAGGGAAACAGAGGAAGUCCCUAUUCAAGUGAAUAAAAAAACUGUCCUUAUUAGCUCUGAUAGGGAUACAGAGGACAACUCUGGUCAGAAACUGAAGAGCAAUGGUGCUACCUCCAGAUCAAGGAGGAAGAAAGGGAAGAAACCGGUGGAAAAGAGUUAUUCUUUGAGACCCCGAAAAGACGGGAGGACGAUUAAUUCAGCAGCUAAUAAUACUACACCAGAAGUUGCGGUUACCGUGGAAGAGGAAAAGAAAGUUGAAGGACGUAACACCAAUGCAGUUUGGUUUUCGUUAAUGCCUUCCAAGACUCAGAACAUUGAAAUGCUACUUCCACCGAUCAACGCUCGCUGCAUAAGAGUGAAAGAUAGAAACAUGACUGUCUCAUAUCUCAAGAAGUAUCUAAUGGUGAAGCUCGGUCUCGAAAGCGAAGACCAAGUGGAGGUAUGGCUAAGGAAUGAGCCAUUGUGUUCGUCACUGACGCUACAUAGCUUGGUGGAUUGGUGGGUCCAAACUACUCCAUUGCCUGAGCGACGAAGCGCCAUGGUCGGAAGCUCCGCUGCUGAUUUCCUCAUGAAUCUCCAUUACAGCUUCAAAUCUGACGCCUCUGGCUCUGGCUCUGGCUCUGGCUCUGGCUUUGGCUCUGGCUCUGACUCUGAAUAAUUCUUCUCAGAACUUUAAACUUUUCUUCUUCUCUUUAAACUCAUUUCUUGCAGAAUAAGUUUCCUUUUAAAGACUUGCUAGUUUUAGCAUCUUUCUUUAUUUAAUUAUUGCUGAGACCCAAAUAUGGAAAACUCUUUAUAUAUUUGAUUUGCUUGCUUUUGAGGAUUCAAAAA